CAAAUCUCACUUCACAGACCGCUACCCAGUAUAUACACAAAAUGUCAUUUGCCAGCAAGGAAAACCCAAAGACUUUGGUGUUGUUUGAUGUCGAUGGAACUUUGACUCCAGCCAGAUUGUUCAUUUCUGACGAGAUGAAGAGCACUUUGGAAAAGUUGAGAAAGAAGGUUGUUGUUGGCUUCGUUGGAGGCUCGGACUUGAAGAAGCAAGUUGAACAGUUGGGUCCAAAUGUUUUGCAAGACUUUGACUACUGUUUCUCUGAAAACGGUUUGACUGCUUACAAGUUAGGUAAGGAAUUGGCUUCGCAGUCUUUCAUCACCUGGAUCGGCGAAGAGAAGUACAACAAGUUGGCCAAGUUCAUCUUGAAGUACUUGUCUGAGCUCGACCUUCCAAUCAGAAGAGGUACCUUCAUUGAAUUCAGAAACGGUAUGAUCAAUGUCUCCCCUAUCGGAAGAAAUGCUUCUACCCAAGAAAGAAAAGACUACGAAAAGUACGACAAGGAACACAAGAUUAGAGAGAAUUUUGUUACUGCCUUGAAGGAAAACUUCGCAGACUACGGCUUGACCUACUCCAUCGGUGGCGAGAUCUCGUUCGAUGUCUUCCCAACCGGUUGGGACAAGACCUACUGUUUGCAACAUGUUGCUGACGAGCACUUCGAAGAAAUCCACUUCUUUGGUGACAAGUCCUACAAGGGAGGUAACGAUUACGAGAUCUACGAAGACAAAAGAACCAUUGGUCAUGCCGUCAACUCCCCAGCUGACACCAUUAGAAUCUUGAACGAUAUCUUUAAAUUGUAAGCUAACCCUAAAUACCCUAAAUUAUAAUCAACAUACUCAUAGAC
Messenger RNA from Scheffersomyces stipitis CBS 6054, 841 nucleotides. It is a transcript of the gene PMM1, whose product is annotated as phosphomannomutase. The record is from RefSeq and is a predicted model, not a curated record. Gene Ontology annotation, biological process: protein N-linked glycosylation; mannose metabolic process; GDP-mannose biosynthetic process. The transcript has a single exon. NCBI's taxonomy places the organism in Eukaryota, Fungi, Ascomycota, Pichiomycetes, Serinales, Debaryomycetaceae. Bases 42 to 797 code for a protein of 251 amino acids. Gene Ontology annotation, molecular function: phosphomannomutase activity. Gene Ontology annotation, cellular component: cytosol.